UCAAGGGUUAAAUCUAAAUACAUAAGUGAAAGAACAACUUCCUUCUUUGCCUAAGUCAGAAACAUGCUCCCAAGCUUAUUUCUCAGCAUGUGAGCACAGGUCAGGUUUUGUGUCCGCAGGGCCAGCCCUGCUGGAUCCUCAGCCUGUGUAAACAGCCCGGCCCGUCCUGCCGCGCCACAGAGGAUUCCUGUCCCUUCGUGAGACGAGGGACAUCGCGGGCCGUGCCGGGCACGCCACCGGCUGCAGCCACUCGCCUCCGGGCAGGGCGGCUGCCGCAGGGCUGCCGGCCGAGGCUCUUCAGGGGGUCAAGAGGCCACCCUGCAGCGUUCCGAGUCAGGGCGCAGCGACUGGCCCCGGGAACGGCGUGGAGUGGUUUGGGAGAGCUCCCAAGGCACAUCUUCCGCUUUUCUUCUCCUCUUGGCAGCAAUCCCGUCCGCUCCCGACAUCAGCUGAACUGAGAGGAAGGAAAGGAAGAAAGAGAAGUAGUCAGCUCAAAUGUGCCUCGCAGCGCUGCCGGGGCGCGGGGGCUUGGCUGGAAGGAUCUAGUUUCCCUUCGGUGGCAGGAAAAGGAGCCACGGGAGGAGGCAGAGACGGACACACAGACAUGCCCGUCCCGUCAGGCUGCUGGCUCCUUCUCCUCUGCCUCGCUGCCGCUGGCAAGCAGCUGUCACUACAAAUCACUCCGCCGUGUGAGAGCGAACAACACUAUGAGUACUCUGGACGGUGCUGCAGGAAGUGUGAGCCAGGGAAAUAUUUGUCUGCUAGAUGCACUGCUACUUCUGAUAGCGUGUGCCAACCAUGUGGCCCAAACGAGUAUAUGGAUGUCUGGAAUGAAGAAGAUAAAUGCUUGCUACAUAAAAUAUGUGAUCAAGGGAAGGCCUUGAGAGAAGUGAACCCAGGGAACAGCACGUUCCAGCGGCAGUGUGCUUGUACAAUGGGCUACCACUGGAGCGAGGAUUGCGACUGCUGUCAGCGGAAUACCAUGUGUGCUCCUGGACUUGGAGUCAAGCCUCCUGUGCAACAAGACAGGGACACAAUGUGCAUACCAUGUCCCAGAGGCUACUUCUCAAAGGUCUCCUCAUCCACCGACGAGUGUAAAUCCUGGACCAACUGUACAGCUCUAGGGAUGGAAGAAAGUGUGCCUGGGACUGACAAAUCUGAUGCAGUUUGUAAAGAACGGAAGAUGCCUGAACCAUCAGAAGAUGGAACAAAUAGAAUCUUAUACGUGUUGAUUGUCAUCUUGUUCUUUGUGACACUAAUUGGCAUUGUCGUCUUCAUCGUGUACUACAAGAAGAAGGGAAAAAAGCUGACAGCAGAUCUACAGAACUGGGCUAAUGAAGUGUGCAGCCAAAUAAAAGGAACAAAGGAACCCCCCAGAGAUGCGUUUGUUUCUGUGAACAUCACAAAUGCUGCUGUCCCCCAGAGGGCUGAAGACACGUGUCUCCUGGUCCCCUCGGGCUGUCCUGUCCCUGGAAACUCAUGCUGCACCUCUGGUCACACUCCUUGCAGGAAUGAGAGCCCCAGCACAGAGCCUUGUGAGUCAGGAGAGUUUUCUGUGGUAACCGAGACUGAUGAUUACCAAUUCCCACCAGUUCCCACGGAAGAUGAAUACAUGGAUAAGGAUCUUAAUAACACUGAUUAUUUAUCUUUACUAAGUCAGACUGCCAGUAAAACCGUGUCAUCAUUUUCAGAACCAAUGGAGGCAGGGGAGAAUGACAGCUUGAACCAGUACUUUUCAGGUAUUGGGAGCACAGAGGAUGUAUCAGUCUCUCAAGGCUUUCACCAUCCUUCCAACACAAAUGGGGCACACAUUGCCACGGACCAGCUUCUACAGAAAUCUUGCCAACGUGCCCACAGUUGCCCCAAGGAAACAGGCAACAAAGACACAGAACAUUUUGCAACAAACUGUGACUCAGAGAAGAUCUGUGUGAGGUGUGGCAUUUUGUACAGAGAAUCUCCCCAAAAGUGUAGCAAACCCUGCUGUGCUGCGGCUGACAGCACCUCCACCUCCCCAGAAACUGGUUCCUGUACCCAGUGCACCUGUGGUUUGAAUUUUCUCUCUGCUGGUCAGAGCACUCUAACAAAUGAUCUUGGUGUGGAGGAUGUACCUUCAGAUAGUACCAACAUGAAGUACCAGAACACAAACAGAAGCACUUCAGGGACACACGGAAGCACUUCAGGGACAAACAGCAGCACUUCAGACCUCCCUCCAGCAUCUGGAAAUGUGACUGGAAACAGCAACUCCACCUUUAUUUCAAGUGGACAAGUAAUGAAUUUCAAGGGCGACAUCAUUGUUGUCUACCUUAGCCAAAAUUCUCAGGAGGGGGCGACGGCCUCGGGGCUGAGCGAGGAGAACGUGGGCAGCCCCGUGCAGGAGGAGAACCUCAGCCGCUGCGAGACUUUUGCCGGCAAUGCCCAGCACUACAAGGAGAAGUGUGCGGAGCUGCAGGGCGCCCGCCCGGCCCCGGGGAGCGGGGGGCCACGGUGGCCUGGUGGAGCCCUGGCCCAGGAGCGGGGCCCCUCCUGUGGUGGACAAGCCUUCCAGCCCGUGCAGGAGGAAGGGAAGCUGGGACACUUCUCAGAGAAGGUGUUGAACUGAGGGGGCACGGUGUCCUCGCUGUGGGCCAGGGCACCGGCACACAGCCCCCGACGAGGCUGCUGCCGUGCUGCCAAAAUCCUGGGUGUCACAACAGACUGGGAGACUGUUGCUGCCCCUGGUGUCUCCUGGGAACUUUGACAGCUGGAAGGACCCUCACAGCGCACAUGUCAGUGGUGGUGGUGGUGGUGGUGCUCUGGGUGGAGGUGGCUGAUGGGGAUGGGCGCACGCGUGAAGCGGGGCACGCUGCCCCUGUUGCAGAAGCAGCAGCAGGGCUUUCUCCUCUCCCCCAGAGGGAGAUGGGCUCCCUGCCUGCCCCCCAUUCCCUGCCACCUCUCCCUAGCAAGUGGCAAAAGGGAACUGAGAUCUGUUGAUCUGGGGACUCUCUAAGGUGGAGAGCACUGCUGGCCAGGUGUGCAGGGUGCUCCUGGAGAGGGGACGAUGUGGCCACAGACUGGAUUCAUGGCGGCCCCUGAGUUCUGCCUCAGGGUUUCAUUUUUGCAGCUAAGCUGUACCCAUUUUGCUGGGUCUUGGAGGUGGAAGAAAGCCAUGGUGCUGCUGCAACCUUUGCCUCCCUGCAGUGAUGUGGCAGGUGGCAUCAUCCCUUCCCAUCUUUUCCCAAGGAAGCAGACACUCCAGUCCCAAAUCAGCAAUCAGCACCAGAGCCAAGGUCCUGGGCUGCCCCUUAUUGACUUGUGUGUGUGUAAUGCUGCCACAGGCAGAUGAUAGCAUGCAAAAUACAGAUGAUAUGCUUUAAAAGCAUGUCAGAUUAAUCUCGAGCAAAGAGCAUUCAUAGUGACCCUGAUUCACCUCUGCCUUACUGCACCUCUCCAGAAGAGUUCAAACCUCUGGAGAUGAGAGUGAUGUGUGCCUGGUACACUGCUGCAGGAAUAACAUCACUAUAGUUUAAGACAAAGAGCUGCUAGCAGGUGGAGAAAGAGUCUGUGACUACCAGCUGUGCAUAUUUCCUGAGUUACAGGAGAGGGAGGGAUUACCCAAAGAUGGAGAAUUUGGUCAGGGUCAAACACUUGUUCUUUUAUCUGCCCAAACAAUUUUGUCAUUCCCUUUGCUAUUUUCAUUUAUAGGCAGAGAUUUACUUUAGGUAGCAUGAAGCUAUUUCCAGAACCUGGCCUGUGUAAGCUGAAGUCAGAGAGUAGCCUCUGUCACACUGGGAGCUGAUGAGCAAUGGGACCAAAGGUUUGGCAUUAAAGAAUAAUAGUAGUUGUAUUUAGAAGGGAAUCUUGGCUACUUGGCUGGCUUUGGUUCAUGUCCAAUAUCCUACAGCCUUCUCCAGUAGCUACUGUGGAGAGAAAAAUGAAGGGAACAGUCUUAAGGAGCUCCCAAAAGAAAAAGAUAAUAUUUUUAAUGAUUUCCUGACAAGGGAUAAUUUUCUGACAUUCUCCUGCAGAUGUAAGUGCUGCAGGAAUCUAUCUGCAGCUGGAGCCUUCAGGAGGGCAAGUGCUCUGUUUCCUGCCAGACAGCAAAGGGAUUUCCUAGUGUAGUUUUGGCUUCGCUGAUGGAAAAGGUCUCUGGUUGGGAGGGAUUCUCCUCAGAAAGAUUUUAAAGCUGAGGGGUUUACUGCAUAGCUGCUGUUUGCAGAAGUACUUCUCUGUGGGGAAAGAGCUGGCAGUGUGAUCACUGUGUCACAAUGAGCUUCUCAUGCAUAAAACAAAAGGAUGGGCUUAGCCACCUUCACCUCUCCGGUUAAUAAUUCUGCAUUGUUUAUAUAUCUGGGAUGUAAAGUUCAGUACAAAUGUUCAAGACUGUCUCUUGGGUGACUGGUAAAAAGGGAAAAUGAACAGCCAGUCACUUCCACCUCUAUGUGGCCUUUGAAAAACUAGAUCACCCUAGCCUAGACUCAGACAGGCAGGUAGAAUGUGCCAUUCAGUGAUGGCCCCAGCUACCUCUGCCUCUCUGAAGGUGUGUGACUGAGGCUCUCUUGUCUGUGGUAUUCUUUUGUCUUUCCUGCUGGAUCUUUUAAAGCCUCUUUCUAGUCUCUUCUGGAGUAGUUCUGUAUCCCCUAGGCACUGGUACAAUAGGGACAAGGAAGCAGAACUACCAUCACCUUCAGGCAAGGUGGUAUAGAUAUUUUCCUAAUUCAUCUUAUUUUCAGUUGCUUUUUUCUGGAAAGCAUUCUCCAAGACAUCAGUCCUGCUGGAAGGCAUCCAACCAGCCCCAUUCACAGGGCAGGCAGGACUGAAUUCUUGCAUUCAUCUUUGGGUAAAUUACCCAGGUCUGUCUUCUUCUCCUUCUGCAGCUUCUUUCUUCCCUUGGUUUGUAACUGCCACCGGAGAGCAGGCUCAAAAUCCUGGUUUGAAGGGAGACAAUGGGAAUUUACUAUGUGUCUUCAGUGAGGACACAUUUUUCACUUGUUGAAUUUCAGAUUCCUACUAAGCAAGGACUGAAACUAGGAUCAUCAGCAAACAUGAAGAAAUGAGUCCCAUAUGGGAAACAUGAUGCACUAACAGACAUAGUUCUUUUUCUUCCUCCAGAGUCUUUUUCAAAAUUAAAAAACAAUAUCACAGCCAUUAGCAUGCUGCAUGUUCCCUGGGUCUCUGCCUGGGUCUCCUUAGACAAGGAUCCCAAAGGGACUUCUUUAUCCUCAUGAUUUCGUUUGUAAUCAGUUUGGAGCUGGGAGUGGAUUUUAGCAUCUAUUUGUACAACAGGGACCUGUGCAUUGGGCACUAAUUUGGAAGCUUCUGGCUGCUAUUGUAAUACACAUAAUUAAUGGUAAUAAAAAUCUGAAAUAAUUAUUUGAGAAAAGGUGAAGCUUUUAUUUAAAUAAAUAGGGAAAUACCUUAUUAUAUGCCACUGCCUGUUUAAAGAAAAAUAAAAAAGAGCAAAAUGUGAGUAUGAUUACAUUUAUAGUUAGGCUUUUGUAACAUUUUUUGUAUGUUGAAUUAUUUUAACAAGAAGUGCUUACCUUCCACAGUGUGUUCUGCAAUGCAUAUUCUGCACCUGCACCCAGCCAGAUAGGAGCUCUCAUAGACCUGAUGUGGUAAUGCUUUACUGCUGAGAACUAGGUACCAAUUCCAACUCAUUCCUGAAGUUUCCUCCUGCACAACAUGCAUUUUUACAAGUCUUUUAGUCUGAGGAGUCACAUGAAUUAUCCUUGGUGAAUAUACUAAGUGUUCUUGAAAGUCAGACACUUUCAGACCUGGCAGAACAGGAGUAAUUCUACAUGUAGCCAUGGGAAAACAAGGGCACUGGAGCAGCCCUUCUUAUCCCCAUGGAACACAAUAUGGCAUUGAAGAUCAAAAUAGACAGUAAUCAUUGUUAAUCUGUGUACUUUGGUACAUAUUCACACAGAGACUGGAAAGCUUACAGCAUACCUGGGAGCAGCACCACUAAAAUGUCAUUUCUACUUGUCCAUUCAGGUUUCCUCCUUUUCAUCAUGUUGAUGGUAUCUGAGCAAUUACACCCCUGUGUCUAUCAUGAAACAGAAUCCUGCAGAAAAAUAUCUUUAUGCUUAUCAGGUAUUUAAUAGAGCUCUCAUUUUAUCAGAUACCUCCAUGCACAUUAGGCAGCAGUGCCCUAAAAAUAAUCUACUGUGAGUGGAGAAUUCCCUUCAGCAGCACCUUGGCAGACCCCAGCAUAUAUCCCUGUUUCCCAUUGCUCUCACUUAGAUAGUGAGGUUGCUGGGUUUUUCCUUCUGCCAGGUAUCCAAGUUGGUUGUGCCCUCCAAGAUGAUUGUGUUGUUUCUGCAGCAAGCAUUGCUUCAGUCUUGCCUUCAGGUCCUCCAGCUGACUUGUCAAAUUGUUAAACAUCUGUUGUGUUGUAAACUGUGAGCAUUCUUAAGCAUGAACUUUGUGAAAAAAAAUGCUUUAUUACAAUUCUCUACAAUUUUGAACAAGGCAAUGACCACAUAACAUUAAGGAACCCUGUUGCCGUAGGUGAGGAUGCUCAGAUGUCCAGUGAGACAUGUUUUAACACUGUUUUUUUUUAUUUCUUCUUCUUUUGGCUAGUUGCCUUAUAGUUUCUUUGUUUUGGCUGAGGAUUACCACAGCUCUUCUGGUUCAUUUCUUAGCCUGCCUCACCACUUGGUUGGUCCCUGGGUGCUGCACCAGUUUUCAUUUGAAUCAAAGUUGACAGGUCUGUUCCCUCAUGUUUCUAUUGGUGGUCUCACAUUUCUAUAUAAUAUAUGAAUAUGGUCAUACAUGAAAUUACUCCUAUUUCAGCUUCACAGGAACUGUUGGAAAGGUUUUCGAGGAGAACAAAGGAGCUCAGGAGUGUUUGGGACCACCUGUACAAGUGGGACAUACACAAGUCAAUGGGACAUGGCAGAAUGCAUCCAAAGCUGCUGGGAGGGCUUGCCAAUGUCAUUGCAGAGGCACACUACAACAUCUUUGACAGUUCAUGGAGUUUGGGGGAAGUCCCAGCUGACUGGAAAAGGGCAAAUAUUACACCCAUCUACAAAAAUGGAAAAAAAGAGAUUUGGGAAAUUACAGAUGAGUCAACCUCACUUGAGUACCUUGAAAAAUUAUGGAGUGGACUCUCCUGGAAGCUAUUUCUGGGCAUGAAGAAGAAGGCAACUGGGAGAAGCCAGCACAGCUAAAUCAGCCCUGUUCCACUGUCAGCAGAUAUUUGCUUCAUCACUGAUUCCAUAGAGACUUGGAAGCAUGACCUUCCUCUUGAAGAUCCAGGCAAAGAAGGCAUAAAGGAAUCUUCAGGUCUCUCUCUGUCAUUUGUAAUUAACUGGCCAACCCCACUCAACAGUGAGCCUACCUUUUCUUUGUCCUGCUUGCUAACACACAGUACAGGAUGUUGGUACUUGCGUGCUAUUCUUGACAUCUUUUGCCAGCUCAGGCUAUGGCUGGACUUUAACCUUUCCCUCUGCAUCUCUGCAUGCCUGAGUGGUAUUUUUAUAUUCUGCUUUGGAAGCCUGUUCCUUUUUCCAUCACUCUCAUGUUCCUUUUUUUUGCAUCUGAGUUCUUUCAGUUUCUCACUGUUUAACCAGGCUGGUUUCUUGCUGUCCUUGCUUAAGUGGAUGAACUGCUCUUGUGCUUGGAGAAUGCUGUCUGAAAGUCUCCCAGUGAUCCUCAACACCUUUGGCUUUCAAGGCAGACUUCUAGGAUACCUCCUGACAGCUCCCUCAGCAAGAUGAACUCUGCUCUUAAGAAGGUCUGGGGUUUUACUCUGUUACUUACCUUCUUCACACUCCUUAGGAUAAUCUUAUCAGUGCAGCCAAGGCUGCCACUGCCAGUCUUCAGUUAUUUGAAGAAGAUUUUAUCUGUUUCCACAUCAAGUCUUCCAUAGCAGACAGCUACCACAAGUACUUCCUUUAUGGUAACUCCUCUGAUUUUGACUGAAAGACACCCAGAUGAUUUGUCCCCUUGCCCAUGUCCUCAAAUCACUCUUUUACAUCCUUCUCGUCCACCUUUUCUGUUUUUCUCAAAAGCUUAGAAGCUGCUGCCAUUUCCUUAGCUGGUUUCUAAAAUGACAGAAAAACCUAGCAAUUCACCAAGUGUCCCACUGUUGUGCCUUUGUCUGGUUACAGGUCAACAAACUUUAUCUUGUAGCUGAAAAUGGGCCUUGAAAUUUCCCACCUGUAAGAAGGGGAGGGUGAGAGGCAAGGGCUGAAGCUCGUAAAGAUGUGUUCUCUCUUCCCACUGCCAUGUAGAGAUGUUGGGGGAAGACAGCAACUUGAUUCUUUUGGAAAUGGCAUCAUGGCCAGCAGCAUCCUGGAGGCUUGGUCAUGUCCAGUGUCCAGUAUCAGUUGUUACCUGAUGAGACCUCAGUCUCCUCUGUCCUGCAGGGGAAGAAGCAGCUGGCAACUCAUCCAGGGUUUCCAUCAGAUGAAAUCAGGCCUGUGUAUGUCUCUCUUAAAAAUAAAUCAGUGAAUACAAAAUCAACUAAAAUUUGGCAUAAGCAGCACAUGAGGACAAACCAUUUCAAAUGCAGAAACCACUGCAUCAAUGUGCUGUUCCUAUUGAUCAUCACUGGAUUAUAAUGGAAGCCGAUUUAUAUGAAAUCUCAGUUAUUUGAAGCACCUCAAAUGAGUAUCUAGAAGGUGAUUUUUAGCAUGCAGGCCUGCCAUUACAGUUCUCAAUUACAUAUCCUUAGGAAGCGGCUUACUUUCUUUAUUCUCUCUGGUUUUGUUCAGUUUUAACAUUCAUUUAUCUCCCUGCUAGUGUUGUAGGCACCACUCAAGCACAAAAGUUCUUGCUCUCUGUGGGAAAUACAAAACAGUUUCCCCAGGGACAUUUGCCUUUUGCAUCAUUUCAGUUCUUUGUUGUUUUUUUUGCAAGCUUAGCUGGUCAUAAAUGAGCUAGACAACAGAUGGUAGAGCUCAUGCUAUAACACAGAAAAUUUUAAUUUAACAGGGGUUUCCACUUAAAAAUGCAGCUGUCCACUGGUGCACGGCCAAAUUUUCUUCUGAGAACACUCUUUGAAUGUACUGGAGAGUGAGAUGGAUGCAAGUAGCUCUAAUGAUUGUCUCAGCAGGCUGCUCAUAAAUGUUUCCUGCAACCCCUGUUCUUUUCAUCCACACCCCAUAGAUCCAACCUGUCUGCUGGAUGGGCCACACUUCAGGGAUACAUUAGAAACCUGUCCAGUUCAUUGGCUUCACUUACACAAAACAAUCAUUGUCAGGAUUUUGUCCCCUUUGUCUGAAGGGAUGCUCCAAGUAUGGCAGAGGAAUAAAAAAAUAAAUCCACUUAAAUGCUUGGGUUUUCUCGGUCAGGCUGGCCUACUAUAUUUAAAUAUUGAUACCCUUUGAGUCUGUUCUCUUCAAAGUCGUAUUCUUUCACAGGUCCCAUUUGGGUCCACUGCACUGCACUUCUGUCUGCUCUGUAGAAAAUGCUACAGCUGGUGGUUUGUUGAUGAAAAAUACUAGAAAUCAGAUUAGUGUUUUUUGUUCUUACUUAGGAGGAGAUGGAAAAACACACUCAAGAAUUCUGUCCUAUCAAUAAUUUUUAAAACUCUUGUAAGUCUUGUUUCCUUUUGGAUUUUCAUGUUUUGGUUACUUUGACAGUAACAACUCUUCUACACCACCACUUUUUUUCCCUUGCCAGAUAAUUGUGUGUUGCUGAGAAUGGCUGAGGGGCAGGAUUGCUCUAAAUUGAAGAUGGACUUUAUUUCUAAGUAAAAUAUCACACGUGGUUCCUUUACUGGAUGAAUGGACACAAAAAGCUUUGCCCUGCUUUAUUGUGACCAGAAUAUGCCUGCUGCAGGGACUGUAGAGCUGUUGACAUGAUUCCUUUGGAGUCCAUGCAGAUACACUAAACAAAGCAAAUCACAGCCACAACUUUUUUAACUUGCAUGUGAAUAACAUCAGCUGCUCUUUUUCAAAGAGCAAAGAUAUGCCUGGGUUUGGGUGGUUUAUGGGUUUGGGGUUUGUUUUUUUUCCCCCUUCCCUCUAGUUUUCUUUCCCUGUCCUAAGCUCAUCAUUCCUUUUUCAGUGUAAAUACAAAGGUCAUGGUUUUCA
Messenger RNA from Parus major (Great Tit), 10022 nucleotides. It is a transcript of the gene TNFRSF11A, whose product is annotated as TNF receptor superfamily member 11a. The record is from RefSeq and is a predicted model, not a curated record. Lineage: Eukaryota; Metazoa; Chordata; Aves; Passeriformes; Paridae. Gene Ontology annotation, biological process: positive regulation of bone resorption; ossification; multinuclear osteoclast differentiation. Gene Ontology annotation, cellular component: external side of plasma membrane. Gene Ontology annotation, molecular function: tumor necrosis factor receptor activity; cytokine binding. The transcript is spliced from 11 exons. The coding region runs from base 605 to 2599 and encodes 664 amino acids.